AUGGCUGAGCGAGACACAGGGUUGAAGUCGAUGCUGAAGGGUGCCACGACGGUCGAUGCCAUCAUCGGCGACUGGCUGUCAGAGUUUAAUUUGGCAUCAAGGUCGCUUCAGGCCCGGGCGGGCAGAAAGGGUGGCUAUGAGCCUGGAUUCCUGUAUUCGCUGAGGGACGCUCUGGACGAAUACAUCACGUACCGAAACUCGCACCUUCGGAUCGCGGUAAAUGCGGGGGGCCUCAAUCCCCAGGGUCUGGCCGACGAGGUGCAAAAGCUACUGUCGUCUCGAGGCUGCCAGAGGAAAGUUGCCUAUGUCAUUGGCGACAAUUUACUACCACAAAUCGACCGCCUCGAGAUCCAGCCCUUAACCCGGGCGACGGGGCCGUUUGGGAGCUGGAAACAAAAGUACCCCGACAUCAUCUUAGCCACCGCCUACACUGGCUGCUGGGGCAUUGUGCAAGCGCUGCAGGAGGGCGCCGACAUUGUCAUCUGCGGACGAUGCACCGAUGCAAGCACGGUCAUGGGAGUUGCGGCUUGGUGGCAUGGCUGGAGCCGGACUGAUGUCGAUAAGUUGGCCGGCUCGCUGGUUGCCGGGCAUUUGAUAGAAUGUGGCUGCUAUGUGACUGGAGGCAACUUUGGAGGGUUUCAGAGCCUCUUUCCGAAGUACUAUGACCUCUCGUUCCCGAUGGCGGCCAUUGCCGUCGAUGGGACCAGCGUCAUCCAGAAACACAACGACCAGAACGGAAUUGUGACGGUCGACACAGUGCGCGGCCAGCUGCUUUAUGAAAUUCAAGGGCCGUUCUACUACAAUCCCGACGUGAUCGCCGAUCUAUCCGGCAUACGGUUGGAGCAGGUUGCGCAAGACAAAGUCUAUGUCUCGGGGUUCAAAGGUAUUCUGGCUCCGGAGACGCUCAAGAUUGCCGUGAUGGCGCUGGCAGGAUACCAAGCCGAAUUCUCAGUGUACGUGACUGGCCUCGACACGAAAGAGAAGGCUCAAAGCUUCGAGACCAUGUCUCGGCGCAUGCUGGACACCAGUCAGUAUGAUGUGCUGGACUUCCAGCUCUAUGGAUCUCCCAAAGAAGAUCCCCAAAGCCAGCUGGAAUGUACCUUACAGUUUCGAGUACUCGCCCAAGCCAAGGAUCCAAAGCUCUUGAGUGCCGGGCGCUUCCUGGGACCGCUCAUGAGCAACCAGUUGUCCGGAUACCCAGGUCUCACUGCCAACGUGGAUUUCAGAACGGCAGAGCCCAAGCAGCUCUGCACAUACUUCCCGGGGCUGGUCAACCAAAGCCAUGUUCAGCUCUCUGUCCACUUUGUCUCACCCCUGGUUGGCAAGGGAGAAGGCGUUCUUGUUCCGAGACACGAAGUCUACACGCCCAUACAUCAACUUCCAUCUCAGCGAGACUACCAGCCAACUGAUCCGGCACCAUUGUCUUCCUUUGGGCCCACCGUCAAGGCCCCGCUCGGGUUGGCCGUGUAUGCCAGGAGCGGGGACAAAGGGGCCAAUGUCAAUGUUGGAUUUUUCAUUCCACGAGGUCUCCGGGAAUCAGAAAAGUAUGCGUGGCUGAGGAGCCUUCUCACUACGGACACCCUGAGAGGCAACGAAGCUUCGUCGGAAACAUAUAUCGAACGCUGUGAAUUUCCCGGAAUCUAUGCAGUCCAUUUCGUAAUCCACGGCCUCCUCGGUGCAGGAGUGAGUACCUCUGUCAAGAUGGAUGCGCUGGGCAAGAACCUUGCUGAGUAUUUGAGGGCUCGGCACGUCCAUAUCCCCGAGAAGUUUCUUGCUAAAGAGGCGGUCUUGUAG
Molecule: messenger RNA, 1794 nt
Organism: Cladophialophora bantiana CBS 173.52
Lineage: Eukaryota; Fungi; Ascomycota; Eurotiomycetes; Chaetothyriales; Herpotrichiellaceae
Exons: 8
Coding region: 1-1794 (597 amino acids)
Source: RefSeq, a predicted model, not a curated record